AUGGCCAGUUGUGGUGAGAAAAGUCGGACCCAGCCUCAGUUCAUCAGUGGCUCAAGUAACGUAUGCGCCACGAGAAACGUCACCACCCGUCUUCGAGACAUUUAUGAUCCCAAGCCUUCUCUGAAAGCCCCAGUCCGGAUACGCCCUCCAGGUCCAAGACCUCCCUCAGUAAAAGAGCUCAAUUUAAAGCAAAGCUUUGCCAGUGAUCCUCCAACCAAGACGAUCAUGAGGAGACGAACUCAGUCUCUUCCUUCAUCAGCAGAGACAAAAAAGGAACUUCGUAGCCUGCAGGUACGCUUUGUGGACUCAUUGGGCCUCGAGUUAGAGGAUGUUAAGGUCUUCAAAGUUCAAGAGCAGCCCCUAAUACCCCAGCAUGUCAUGUUCAGACUGCUGAUGAGCUCUGAGCUGGCUUUCGGGAAGUCACUGGAGCUGUCCCUGCCUUACUUCAAACCUUGUUUCCCUGAAAAUAUGAAGGCUCAAGCAGACUUCCUGAAGCGCCUCUGCACUCAGGGCGUGUGUCUGGAGCAGGUCGUGUGUUCAGAGCAGGGGAUAACGGGCACUAUACAAGUUCUGAACUUAGCUUAUGAGAAGGAAGUCACAGUGCACUACUCUUUCACCAACUGGAGAACACACACGGAAACAACAGCAUCCUGGGUGUCCAGCGGGUACGGUGGUGAGUGCGACGCUCCAGAGGCCGAUAUCUUCAGAUUUCGUCUACCUGUCCCACCCUUCCUUCUGCAGCCAGGAGCCAUGUUAGAGUUUGCCAUCUGCUACCACGUAAAAGGAUGUAAUCGUUGGGACAACAACAGUGGGCAUAAUUAUAAACUAUCAUGCCACAGUUACAAGGUGACUGUGCCUAGAGAGUGUGAGGACAGCAUGCUGCAUUUUACCUGA
Messenger RNA from Cottoperca gobio, 894 nucleotides. RefSeq names its product protein phosphatase 1 regulatory subunit 3D-like. Gene Ontology annotation, molecular function: protein phosphatase 1 binding; glycogen binding. Gene Ontology annotation, cellular component: protein phosphatase type 1 complex. Gene Ontology annotation, biological process: regulation of glycogen biosynthetic process. NCBI's taxonomy places the organism in Eukaryota, Metazoa, Chordata, Actinopteri, Perciformes, Bovichtidae. The record is from RefSeq and is a predicted model, not a curated record.